CUCUCGUCCCUCUCGUCCCUCCCGCGUUUCACGCCUUGCAUUGUGUCGAGCGCAGACGAACCAAGAUGGAAUCGGAUCGGCACCUCGGCCCCAUCACGUGGCCGGCCUGGCUCUACGUGCUCGUCUUCUACGUCCUUCCCAUGACCCUCGACCUGGUGAUCUACGCCGGCGACCUCGUGACCGACCUCCGCGUGGCCCACCUCCACUACCUCAACGACAGCCCCAGCUGGGGAUUCUGGACCGUCUUCUUCGUCUUCCUCCCCGCCAUCCUCUGCUUCGUCGUCUGCGUCUACCGACUCUUCUCCAAGCACUCGGAUGAAGUCCCCUAUGUCUUGAAAUGGAUGGCGAUUUACAUCGUCUGCGUCUUCUUCUUCCCUCUCUAUCCCAUCUUCAGGUACCUGCGCGUCCUGCCCUACGCGCUGAUGGCGAUGUGCAGCGACCGGAACCGCGAGGAGAACCUGCUCCAGUGCAAGGAGCCGAGCCAGGCGAAGACCUUCCGCUUCCUGGAGGCCUUCCUGGAGUCGACGCCGCAGUUCAUCCUCCAGGCCAUCAUCCUCCUCAAGAGCAAGGAAUCCAAUCUUAUCUUGGAGACGACCCAGCUGCAGGCGAUGAUCUUCUCCCUGCUCUCCAUCGCGAUGACGGUGAUCACGUACGAGCAGGACGCGAAGGAGGAGGGGCGGGCCCUCACCAAGCACAAGGUCCUUCCCCAGGAAAAGAAGCGGAAGGAUCCUUGGCAGUCCGAGACACCCGAGGAGCACGAGGAACGGGAAGUCGUCGCCGAGGAGGCUCGAGUGAACCUGCUCGAGAAGGUGCUGCGGUUCAUCGCUUGGCUGCUGCUGCUGACCGGGAGACUCUUCGCCCUGGCCCUCUUCGCGUCCAUCUUCUACUAUUACUUCUUCGUCCUCGCUGCCGUCCACAUGAUUGCCGUGACGGUUUACCUGGUGCUGAAGACACCAGUGGACUUGGACUUCAAGACGAUCAUCAUCUUCAUCUUCUUCAGCUUCAUCUCGCUAUGCUGA
This is a messenger RNA of Darwinula stevensoni, 1019 nucleotides long. Lineage: Eukaryota; Metazoa; Arthropoda; Ostracoda; Podocopida; Darwinulidae. The record is from the annotation of a GenBank genome assembly.